AUGGGAUACUCUCCUAAAAUAAUGAAAGUGAAAUUCUCUAGGUGAGGCUGAGUAUUUAUUGCUUUAAGUUUGUAUAAAUUAUUGUAAAUUUAUACAGAAAAAUACAGAAUACAGUAAUACACUGGUCUCUGCAAACUUUUAAUAGAAAAAAAAAUACAAGUUUAGUGACAAAGUCAGUAGAGACUGUUCAAGAGUAUAUAUCAAAACAACAGAACAAAACAGAUAAGAAAACAACUGAGGUUAGCCUGCCAAAAGCAUUUAAAGGCAGUAAUCGGCCUCUCAUUUUUCAGUUUGCAAAAGACAAAGCACUGCGGAGUACAUAUCCACGUAUUUACAAUGAAACUGUACGCAGCAGGAUGCAUUUGGGUAUUCUGCCUGGCGUUCACCGCCUCUCCCGGCCGAGCGCAGUGGACAAAGUCGGCCAAGCCAACGCUAGCCACCAUUCUCACAACUACCAGCAUGACCAGUACGACCAGCAAGCCCACUUCCGUUCAGCCCGUUGCUGACCAGCAUCCCGUUGCUAAUCCGCUUCCCGUUGCUGCCCCGCAUCCUGUUGUUGAACUGCUGCCCAUGGUGAUCAACACCUGGAACUUUACACCCGCCAAUGCGUUUGCCUGGCGAAUCCUGAAGCAGAGCAAGGGAGGUCUUCGGCAGACGCGCAACGCCGUGGUUGAAGGCUGCUCCAAGUGCGAGAAGUUACAGUGCGACCGGACCGUUGGCUAUGGCGGUUCCCCCGACGAGAUGGGCGAGACCACAUUGGAUGCCAUGGUUAUGGAUGGCAGCACAAUGGAUGUGGGAGCGGUGGCCGGCUUGCGGCGCAUCAAGGACGCCGUAAAGGUGGCCAGAAGUGUACUGGAGCAUACGCAGCACACCAUGUUGGUGGGCGACGCAGCCUCAAACUUUGCCAAUGCCAUGGGAUUCAAGUCAGAGUCCUUGACCACGCCCGAAUCCAAGGACAUAUGGCUGCAGUGGACAGCGGAGAACUGUCAGCCCAACUUCUGGCGAAGCGUGCACCCCGAUCCCAGGGUUUCCUGUGGGCCGUACAGUCCCCAGCCGUCGCCCCUGACCCGCUGGAAGGAGGAUCGAGCCCGGACCGAGUACGAGAUUGGGCGCAAGAACCACGACACCAUCGGUAUGAUCGCCAUUGAUGUGGAGAGCAAUAUUCAUGCGGCCACGUCCACCAAUGGGGCGCGUCACAAGAUUCCCGGACGCGUUGGCGACUCGCCAAUACCGGGAGCCGGUGCCUACGCUGAUAAUGAGGUGGGUGCCGCAGUGGCCACUGGAGAUGGCGAUAUAAUGAUGCGGUUCCUGCCCUCCCUCCUCGCUGUGGAGGCCAUGAGGCAAGGAAAGAGUCCGGCGGCAGCCGCCGAAGUAGGCAUCCGGCGGAUCUUAAAGCAUUACAAGGAAUUCAUGGGCGCCGUGAUAGCCGUGGAUCGCCUGGGAAAUUAUGCCGCUGCCUGCUACGGACUGAAGGAGUUCCCCUUUGUGGUCAGCAGUCCGGCAAAGCCGGAUAACCAAACGCGUUUGGAAAAGGUUAAAUGCAUACCGCCGCAGGAAAUAGUGACUAUAGUACCUUUGUAAUUAAGCGGAAAAAGGCAAGCAAUAAAACUAAUUUAAUUUUA
Messenger RNA from Drosophila kikkawai, 1622 nucleotides. Its product is annotated as putative N(4)-(beta-N-acetylglucosaminyl)-L-asparaginase GG24090. Gene Ontology annotation, biological process: protein deglycosylation. Gene Ontology annotation, molecular function: asparaginase activity; N4-(beta-N-acetylglucosaminyl)-L-asparaginase activity; beta-aspartyl-peptidase activity. The record is from RefSeq and is a predicted model, not a curated record. Gene Ontology annotation, cellular component: lysosome; cytoplasm. Lineage: Eukaryota; Metazoa; Arthropoda; Insecta; Diptera; Drosophilidae.